AUGACAAUACCUGAAACAAAGAAUGAGUCCGUGAGGACAUUUGAACCAUUCUAUCUCACCUGCUUAGAUCACACUGUGGGACCGAUUUUCAUGAAUUUCUUCAUAUCGUUCCGCUGCAGCAACAUCGAAGAAUGCCUCGUUACCAUCAACCAGGGAAUUUCUGGUCUUAUAGAUAGGCUCCCUUUUUUGAGCGGAGAUGUCAUUGAAACGACCACACCAAAUGGCAGGAGGAAUGUAAUGCAGGUCGUGCCUUCCUCAAUUCUGAUCCACGAAGUUCCUAUGAUUUCCACGAAACAUCACCCCCACCACGUCAUCCCAAAUACACCACGCCAAAGCAAAGGAAAAGUUCAUACGACCGAGAUAUUUGCAUCUCUUGACGACUCAUAUGUUCCUCCAGUCUCCUUGUUGCCCCAAUCACCAGGCCCGAGGCCCGUUUUCCGUCUCCAGGUCAAUGUCCUCGCGGAUGGACUUGUUCUAGCGAUAGGGUUCCACCACAGGGUAUUUGAUGGUACAGGAGUCGGGCUGUUGAUCGAAAUGCUAGCCCAGUGCUGUCGCAGCCCCGGCUCACUGGGUUUGACACGCUCAAGUGAGCUGAAGGAUGAGAUUAAUUUGAGACGUCUGGUUGACGAUACUGGGAUCUUAACAGCCGGGUCACCCUGUUGGCACAAAGAAGAAGGCCAGAACAGCAAGAUAGAGACGCCAACGGCAGGUUCGAAAGGGGUCCUGCCGAAACUGGAUAUCUACUCUUUUCAAUUCUCGGCUGCGACCAUCGCACAGCUCAAGACCGCUUGCAACGGAGUAUUGUCGGAUAUCCUGUCCCGACAGUAUGAUGACGCGCGGUCUAUGGGUGAAUCAAAAGAUUCUAGGCCAAAAUUCAUCUCCACCAAUGACAUGUUCACCGCUCUAGUUGCACUAGACAUGUAUAAAGCUCGAAGCGACCAGAUCAAAGACGGUCAAACCGACCCCAACCCAGAGAUGAUCAUGGUUGUCGACCUGCGUGAGAAACUUGCCUCCCUCCCAAGUACUUAUCUUGGGAAUGCUGUCUCUGUCGUUACAGCAAUUGCGCACUCCCAUGAUGGGAUUCUUAACACGGCUUCGACAAAGAGACAACAUCCGACCAUAGGCAAUACCGAACUUCUCGAAAUCACAGCACUGGCACUGCAGCUUCGCCAAAAUCUCGCCUUGAUCGACGACGCACAUGUGCGCGAGGAUCUAGCACGCCUGACAAGGAAACAGGAUUGGAGCCAAAUGCGUGCACGCCUCCCGGACACGAUGUUGUCAAGUUGGCGACACCUCAAGGUGUAUCAUUUGGAUUUUGGCCCAGCUCUAGGUCGAGUUGUUGAGUUCAACCCCCGCGCUGCGCUUCUGGACGGCUUGUGUAAUAUCCAGCCUGAGCGUGCGGGUGAUGGGUUUGGAGAGAAGGCCGGGUGGGAGGCUUAUGUUACGCUACAAUCUAAUGUUAUGGGAUCAUUGCUUCGAAAUGGGUUAUUGAGUACUUUGUCACAGGACAAAGUUGCAAGAUAUAUUUCAUAA
Messenger RNA from Penicillium expansum, 1533 nucleotides. RefSeq names its product Transferase. NCBI's taxonomy places the organism in Eukaryota, Fungi, Ascomycota, Eurotiomycetes, Eurotiales, Aspergillaceae. The transcript has a single exon. Bases 1 to 1533 code for a protein of 510 amino acids. The record is from RefSeq and is a predicted model, not a curated record.